AUGUCCUAUACCACCGUCGCCACCACCACCACCAUCACCAACGGCAUCACCGCCGUGGACUGCCAGAAACAAGUCCGGUCACGGAGACUCCUCCGUGCUCUCUUACAACUCCUAAUCCCAACUUGCUACUGCACCAUCACUGAAGAAGAACAAGAAACCAAACCAUCAACCACCUUUAAAUUACUCCAAUACUACCUAAAACCCACCUUCAAUUCCUCCUCCACCACAAUCACCGGCACCAUAUUCGGGUAUCGCCGCGGCAAAGUAAGCUUCUGUAUUCAAUCCAACUCCAAAUCAACAACAAACCCAAUUCUCCUCCUUGAAUUAGCAGUCCCCACAAUCACUCUAGCCAAAGAAAUGAAAGGUGGAGUGCUACGUAUAGCAUUAGAGUGCAAUAUUAAUGCAUAUGACUCUCAAUGUAACGAUAAUUCACUACUUCUGUCAAUGCCAUUGUGGACUAUGUAUUGUAAUGGGAGGAUAGUAGGGUAUGCAGUUAAGAGAAGACCUUCAAAGGGUGACAUGGAUGCAAUUAACCUAAUGAGCUCCAUUGUUGCAGGAGCUGGAGUUAUAAGUGGCAAAGAGCUUGAGAUUAUGUAUCUUAGAGCGAAAUUUGAGACAGUUCUCAGUUCAAGUGAUUCUGAAUCGUUUCAUUUGAUCGACCCAGAUGGGAGUAUCGGUCAAGAGCUCAGUAUCUUCUUUCUUCGGUCACAGAAAACCACCGCCUCUUCCCCUUCAAGUACACGCCACGUUCAACGAAAAAUAACGACGAUCCAAGACCCUCGUGCGGCUACUUGUACCGAUUUUAUCAAUUUCCUCCCCCACGUGCACUGCCGCCCUAAAUGUCGCUAUUACUCCCUACACACAACCACCUCCUCCACCAAAUUUUUUUAUUCUCAAUAUGGGUCCCAUGAUUUAAUCACCACCGUCCGAUACAGUUCACGGACUGGAUUCGACAUGAAUGGCAAUGAUUUCCACGUGUAUAUGGCAUUGACAAAUAAGCUUCGACCAGGCUGUCGAUUUAAAAUUGCUGCAAUUUCUCCUUCUAUAUAUAUGAACAAAAGAGGGCACAGAAAAGUGAAAAACAGGGGAAGGUGA
Messenger RNA from Tripterygium wilfordii, 1095 nucleotides. Its product is annotated as protein MIZU-KUSSEI 1-like. Gene Ontology annotation, biological process: hydrotropism. The transcript is spliced from 3 exons. The record is from RefSeq and is a predicted model, not a curated record. The coding region runs from base 1 to 1095 and encodes 364 amino acids. Lineage: Eukaryota; Viridiplantae; Streptophyta; Magnoliopsida; Celastrales; Celastraceae.